UCCUCCAUUUGGGGAGGAGAGUGGAGGGGAGAGGAGCCGGCUCUGAGUCACAUGUGCUCUGUGCAGCCGCUGCAGCUGACCGGAUACCUGCCUCGACUGUCUGGACUGCACAAACAGUGACUGUGGGAGGUGUUGUGGAUGCAGGGGGUGCGCAGCUCUGUGGGAACAUACCUUAGGUACCCAUUCACUUUGCCAUGCUGAUUACAUGUUGGUAUUUAUACCUCGCAGCUCGGAGCCUCGCCAAACAAUCACUGAACAUGGCCUCAAUUCUGCAGAAGCUGAUCACCCCACUGUUCAGUGGUCCUCCUGAGCCCCCGAGGAAUAAAGUGACAGUGGUAGGCGUGGGCCAGGUUGGCAUGGCCUGUGCUGUUAGCAUCCUGCUCAGGGAGCUGGCUGAUGAACUGGCCCUGGUGGAUGUGAUGGAGGACAAGCUGAAAGGAGAGAUGAUGGACCUGCAGCACGGCAGCCUCUUCCUAAAAACUCCCAAAAUAGUCGCAGACAAAGACUACUCUGUGACAGCAAACUCCCGCAUCGUGGUGGUGACAGCCGGAGUCCGCCAGCAGGAGGGAGAGAGCAGGCUGAACCUCGUCCAGAGAAACGUCAACAUCUUUAAACACAUCGUCCCUCAGAUUGUCCGAUACAGCCCUGACUGCACCAUCAUUGUGGUUUCUAACCCAGUUGAUGUGCUGACUUAUGUAACCUGGAAACUGAGCGGCCUUCCCCAGCACCGCGUCAUCGGCAGCGGCACCAACUUGGACUCAGCGCGCUUCCGCUACCUGAUGGCCGAUAAACUGGGAAUCCACCCCAGCAGCUUCAACGGCUGGAUCCUGGGAGAACACGGAGACACCAGUGUGCCUGUGUGGAGUGGAACAAACGUGGCUGGAGUCAACCUGCAGACGUUAAACCCGGACAUCGGCACCGACUGUGACGAGGAGAACUGGAUGGAAACACACAAGAUGGUGGUGAACAGUGCCUACGAGGUGAUCAAACUGAAGGGUUACACCAACUGGGCCAUCGGUCUGAGUGUAGCCGACCUGACUGAGAGUCUCAUCAGGAACAUGAACAGGAUUCAUCCCGUUUCCACCAUGGUGAAGGGCAUGUACGGGAUCAGCGAGGAGGUGUACCUGAGUCUGCCCUGCGUGCUGAACAACGGAGGCGUGGCCAGCGUGGUCAACAUGACCCUGACAGACGACGAGGUGGCCCAACUGCAGGCCAGUGCCAACACGCUGUGGGACAUCCAGAGGGACCUGCGGGACAUCUAACUGAACAGCAGAGGGCGAUGUAGCUGUACCCUCCUGACGUAUUAUCACUCUGCAGUCACUAAACACCACACAGCUCCACCUUCCACGCCUCCAACCCACUGCCCUCUGUAGAUUCACAGGCGUACGGGAGUUUAAUCCCGGCAGAUUUAGCUGUAGGUGUCAGUUUGUGACACCGUCUGAGUGAAAUGCUGCUCUGACUCAUUUGUCCUCGGCUGUGUUGCAGUGUGGGGCUGUGUGUCACUCGUGUUGCUUCGGUGUGCAAUAAAGCAAGUUUGUUGUUGCUUGAA
Messenger RNA from Epinephelus moara (kelp grouper), 1549 nucleotides. RefSeq names its product lactate dehydrogenase Bb (gene ldhbb). The transcript has 8 exons. Gene Ontology annotation, cellular component: cytoplasm. Gene Ontology annotation, molecular function: L-lactate dehydrogenase (NAD+) activity. The coding region runs from base 195 to 1262 and encodes 355 amino acids. Gene Ontology annotation, biological process: carboxylic acid metabolic process. NCBI's taxonomy places the organism in Eukaryota, Metazoa, Chordata, Actinopteri, Perciformes, Serranidae. The record is from RefSeq and is a predicted model, not a curated record.